This is a messenger RNA of Anarrhichthys ocellatus (wolf-eel), 1144 nucleotides long. RefSeq lists its product as uncharacterized. The transcript has 2 exons. The coding region runs from base 68 to 532 and encodes 154 amino acids. The record is from RefSeq and is a predicted model, not a curated record. Lineage: Eukaryota; Metazoa; Chordata; Actinopteri; Perciformes; Anarhichadidae.
GCUCUCCGAUAUCUACGCUUCAGAUGAGAUGAUAGUCAGUUUAAAUUAAUGUUGAGUUAGCUGUUAAAUGGAGUCUGUCUUCUUGAGGUUUGAUUCUUUUGACUUCGCGGCUGAUGGCCGGUUUCAGGCCGGCCUGAAGGGUUUGAACACGUGUGACAGCAGCAGAGAGGAAGCCAAACAUCUGGACCUGAAGCUCUUCUUUUAUAACAGGUUUGUGGAGCCCAUCGACCGGACUGGCUACAAACAGUGGAGCUCUGCUUCUCCUCGUGUGACUCCAAUGGACGGUGGUGUUGAGCAGCUGGAGCAGCAGACACUUUCAGACUCUGAAAUCAGUGCGAACCAGACGGCAGAAACAUCUGCAGAGACGGAGGUCAAGCCGCUUUCCUUUGCGGAGGUGAUGCGACUAGUUCAGGAGGGAAAGGAAGUUCCCGGAGCAGCAAAACCUGACAUAACACCAACCAACCAGAGUCCCACUCCUUCUCACAUGGAGAGGAGACUGAAACCCUGGGAGACAUCAUCUGUUUCAAAGUGACCUUUUACUGUGAGAUAAAAAUGUAUAUAUUUUAAUAAAGAUUCUGAAAUAUAUAUACUAUAUGACAUGUUGUUAUAGCUAGGACUGAGGAUUGAAAAGUAAAGCAGCAACAAGCGCUGAAAAAUAAUUGGAUGAGCAGAACUCAUUCAAAUCACUCCACAGGUCACAUCCGGUCACAACCAGUCGCAUACUUAAUGUAAAUAUGAGAGAAUGUAACCCAAACUAUUCUGUUUACCUUCAAUUGUCCUUUCUCACUUAGAUUACUGUGGAGAGUCUGACGGUUCACAUUAAGUUUAAUAAGCUUCCAGUGGUGGAAUGUAACUACUUAAGUACUGCAUUUAAGUAAAAUGUUGAGGUACUUCUACUUCAUAUUUCAAGACAAUUUUAUGCUACUUUAUUCUUCUGCUCCACAACGUCUGAGACAAAUAUUGUAUUUUUACUCCACAUUUAUAAACUGCUUUAGUUAUUAAUUUGCAGAUUCAGAUUUUUUAUUUUAAUAAAAAUGAACUAUUAAAUGAACACAUUCUUAAAGGGGUACUACGACCAUUUUCAAAAUUCAUACAGUACACUUAUGAUCUACGAAAACCAAAAGUAUUAGUAAACAUGAACAAC